Melanaphis sacchari is the source of this 613-nucleotide messenger RNA. RefSeq names its product heterochromatin protein 1. Bases 195 to 452 code for a protein of 85 amino acids. The transcript has 3 exons. Gene Ontology annotation, biological process: negative regulation of transcription by RNA polymerase II; chromatin organization. Gene Ontology annotation, cellular component: pericentric heterochromatin. The record is from RefSeq and is a predicted model, not a curated record. Gene Ontology annotation, molecular function: chromatin binding. NCBI's taxonomy places the organism in Eukaryota, Metazoa, Arthropoda, Insecta, Hemiptera, Aphididae.
AGAUGGUAGAGUGGGAGAAAUUUGGGCACGAAUCUGCGGAGCUCGCUCAUUUGAAUGCGCGAACGAGUAGCGUUCUUUGAUGGACAAAUUGCAUUUACACGUCUUCUAAACGUCGCCGCCGACUAUUCAUCUACAGGAGAUUUACUGAAACGCGUGACCCAUCAUUAACAGGCAUCAAAAUCUCGAUUCCUAAGAUGCAGACUGAAGGUGAAAGCUCGACAGCAAAUGACCAAACAGAGACUGGCGCCAAAAUGUCUAAAGAUAAAAACAAACAGUCUGUAGAGUAUGAUGUGGAAAGUAUAAUUUUCCAUGAAGUUAUAAACGGUUCGUUGGUUUACCUUAUAAAAUGGACAGAUUGUGGUAUGGACGAAUGUACAUGGGAACCAGAAAAAAAUUUGAAGCAUUGCAAGAAAAUAUUGUCGGAGUACAAAACAACCAAACGUUUGUUAUAAUAAAAAAAAAAGAGGAACAACAAUACACCAUCCAAUUAAAAGAUUUACAUUUUUUUUUUAUUUUAAGACAGUUAAGAAUCAUGUACCUAUUACAUUAUAUCUACAUUGAUUUAAGGUUACUGCCAGUUGUAUUAUUUAACAUAGUACUUUAAAUAAAUAUU